GAAUUUACUGGCCAUAUAGAAGUGUGACAAAAAUGAAAAAUUCUCGAAAUAUGAAAGAAGCGAAAAUAGAACAGUAUUUUCUUCUUUUCCUUCUGAGAUAAAAAAUUGUAUUUUAUUUUUAACAACUUUAUAACAAUGAAGAAUAAACUUGAUUUUCUUCCCAUCAUAGUAAUUCUGUUCGGUGUAGUCAGUGUCUGCGUCGGUGAAAACGUGAAGAAGAGCAUUGAUGAUAAUAGAGAUGACACCGGUGAUAUUAACGAUGAAGCUAAGGAUGAAUCUCUUGAUAUUCCUGUAGAAAAUGAUGCAAACCUGACGUGCACUAGGAGGCAAAAUAGCCAAUUGCAUGAAAUAAAGACUGCCACAUACAAACAAUUUCCCUUCAUGGCAAUGAUAAUGUCACAACAAAAUGAUUACUUGUGCUCAGGAGUCGUAGUCUCAAAUGGAUUAAUUCUGACUACUGCCAAAUGCACCGCGAUGCCUGUGAGCUAUGUGCUCCUAAAUGCGACUAAAGAUAAACUUGAUGAUACUACAACUAUGCUACAUGUCAUCAAAUCGGAAAAAUUCCCUACUUUUAGGGGUGUCGAAUCAAUUAAAGAUAUUGGAGUAAUUUAUACUGAGAAACAUAACAGCACUAUUUGUUCUAAAAUUCGUCUUAGCAACUUUACUAAUAUACGCAACAUAAUGGAUUUGGAAGCUGUUGGUUACGGUCUUAACACUGACAUUGGCGCCCCGAAACAAAUGCAGUACAUUGGCAUGGAACUUAGGUCACCAAUGGAAGGUGGAGAAAUCUUGAAAGCCUACUUUGAUUGCAUCGACACGAAAGUUCCUACAUGUUUCAGAGAUACUGGCAGUGCAGUAGUAUACGACAAUGAAUUAAUUGGGAUUGUAUCCCAAGGUCAAGAAGAAUGCACUAAAGAAAUGACUUCUACAUACGCAAUCAAUAAAAAAAUGGCUGAUAUAGUUCCAACCUUCACAUUUAAGGCAUGGCUCGACGAAAGAAUAAGAAAGAAUGAAGAAACCUUAACUGAGGAAUCUUUAUCAACAUAUCCACAUACGCCAGUAGUCGCAAAACGUCGAAUGUUGGAGCAAAUAUCCCCUGGUUCGGCAAAUCAGUUGGAGAGUCCACAUAACAUUUUUAUUGUAUUUUACCCUGUUUUAGUAUUUUCAACUUUCGUUUUAGUUUAAUUUAUAAUAAUGUACCUUUUUUAAUUGUGUUAUUAUCAAGUGUUUGUCAAAAUUUUCGUGAAUAUAGAUUGUU
Messenger RNA from Hyposmocoma kahamanoa, 1258 nucleotides. RefSeq lists its product as uncharacterized. The transcript has a single exon. Bases 136 to 1185 code for a protein of 349 amino acids. Gene Ontology annotation, biological process: proteolysis. NCBI's taxonomy places the organism in Eukaryota, Metazoa, Arthropoda, Insecta, Lepidoptera, Cosmopterigidae. The record is from RefSeq and is a predicted model, not a curated record. Gene Ontology annotation, molecular function: serine-type endopeptidase activity.